Messenger RNA from Cercospora beticola, 522 nucleotides. RefSeq names its product DNA-directed RNA polymerase I core subunit RPA12 (gene RPA12). Gene Ontology annotation, cellular component: RNA polymerase I complex. Gene Ontology annotation, molecular function: nucleic acid binding; zinc ion binding. The record is from RefSeq and is a predicted model, not a curated record. Lineage: Eukaryota; Fungi; Ascomycota; Dothideomycetes; Mycosphaerellales; Mycosphaerellaceae. Gene Ontology annotation, biological process: termination of RNA polymerase I transcription; DNA-templated transcription.
CACUUCAUUACAUUAAUCACAACCGUACAUCAAGGAGAAACCUCAGACCGAGUACUAGCGAUCAAAGGAAGACCACAACAUGACCGCCAUCGGAGCACUCGUCUUCUGCAGCGACUGUGGCAAUCUCCUGGACUCAAAUCCCGGCAGGAAAGAAUAUAUCGAUUGCGAUGUAUGCGGCACAUCUAAUAAAGACACGUCCUCCAAAGUCGUAACAACCCACAGCAAGCCCAGCGCCUUUCCUUCUACAUUACGCACACGUCUCCGCUCUGAUGUUCAAGAAGUAGCUGAAGGUGAUAUCGCAAAGGUCGAAACCGUCACAGAGCUAGAGUGCGAAAAGUGCGGCCAUCCGGAAGUGCGAUUCUACACGCAGCAACUGCGGUCGGCAGACGAAGGUUCAACGGUCUUCUAUACAUGUCCGAACUGCGGGCAUAAAUGGAAUACGAAUAACUGAAACGUUUGCGCUUUCUGGAAAUUUUGUUGCGUUCCAAGCGGAAAAUUGCGAGUAUCUAUACUUUGCUCGCU